UGUCGUGAGGUAAGUAGCACAACCGAGUGUGCACCAUGUGUGAUAAAUGUGGUCGCGUGAUCACUAGAUCUCCUGUAUAACGUCGGGGACCGUCGAUAUAUUCACAGUGCUUCACAUAUACACCACCCAGUCAGUUACAGUACAGCUGAGGUGUGAUAUAUCAUCAAAUUGUCAAGAUACUUCAUCACCACGAUGGCACAGGAACGUGAUGGAAAGCCUCAAGUGAUUCCUUUCGACCAUGGUGACAUCCACGAUCUGACAAAUUCCUUGGGUCAUGGGUUCCAGUGUUUGCUGUAUGGUGGCUUGUACCUCCCAAGGUCACCACCAUCAAAGAUCAAAGGAGGAAAUCAACUGGAGAACUACAAAAGCAUUAAAGCCGCUCAACUGAAUAUAGAUGAUGUAGUUGUUUGUGCGUAUCCUAAAUGCGGUAGCCACUGGUUGUUUGAGGUGCUGGGGAUGCUCACAACGGGGUCUCUUCAUCACAGGAAAUCCCUCCUCAGGGACCAAAUGAUUGACUUCAUUUUCAAAGACGGCAUAGAAAGUCUUCCCCCACCAAGGCUGCUCGCUACACAUCUCCCUCUGCGCAUGCUCCCUACACAGGUUGCGGAGAAGAGGCUCAAGUGCAUUCAGAUCAGGAGAAACCCCAAAGAUGCAUGCGUGUCGAUGUAUAAUAACGCCAAAAACAUGACCUAUGAAGGAACCUUUGCGGAGUUCACAGAAGCAUUUCUGUCGGGCAAAUUACCUUAUGGAUCCUACCACGGCUAUCUCACAAGCUGGGCAGCUGAAGUGUCCCCUGAACAACCGGUGUUCUAUCUGUACUAUGAGGAUAUGAAAGUCAAUCCCCUAAAGUGUGUUAAAGACAUGGCAAGGUUUCUGGAUCUAGACGUCACAGACAAAUUCUGUGAGGACUUGAUCGAGGCGUGUUCCUUCAAGAACCUGAAGGAGAAGGAAGCCAGACAUAAGCAGGAGGGUAUUGAUCCAGGUAUUUGGAAGAAAGGAGCUGGUGGGACAUUUUACAGGAAAGGUGAAAUCGGAGACUGGAAGAACUGGUUCACUGUAGCAGAAAACGAGAGAUUUGAUCAAAUAUGGGAUGAGAAGAUGAAGAAUUCAGGCAUGAAAUUUAUAUAUUCCGUUUAAGGAUGCAUUUGAAAAUCGUGCUGUGAUCGAGGCCAUAGCCAGUGAACCACAGAGGACGGCAUGAUACUAUAUAUAUAGUUUCGUUCAACAGCUUUCAUAAGAGUGCUUUUCUUCUCGUGUAUCUUUCUUUUGUAGUACUUACAUCCCAGCGAAGGGCAUGUGCACCUAAAGCGUUAAACGGAAGGGGAAAGGGUCGAACAGGUUACGGAUAAAUCUAUAUAACAUACAAGGAAGGCGUAAGCAUGGCUGGAAAAGUUACGAGGGUGAGCCUGCUUUCGAAUCAUUACUGAACAAAUGUAGCCGGAAAGUCGGUGAAAGUUUCAGGAGAGUUUCCGGCAGCCAGCAUGUUCGACAAUAAACAAUUCCAUCAUGUUCUUUCAACGAAUAUUACCAGAUAUUUUACCGUUAGUGAUCUGUUAACUUGUGAUUGGCUGACUACUGAUAUAGCAUGUAACUAUUAUGUCAGCUCGCGAUGGGUUACCUGCCUUUUCCGUUAGUGACUUCUUUAUGUGUAGUGUGAUAACCCCUGAUAAUUGCGUAUGAAUACAUUGACAAACACUCACACAAGACAGAUUUUUUGUUUCUCAAACCUGUCAUUUCAAAUACGAAAUGACUACAUAAUAGUUUUGAUUUGAUUGUGUUCGCUUGUCAAUGCGUAUGGCAAUUUAACAAACAGAAAUGAUAUCCAAGUAAAUGAAAUACGUUUCUUGUAUGUAUUGAAUAUCUGCAGUAACUAAAUGCAGCUGUGUUGAAUAAAUAAAUAAAUAUCGUUACCACAUUCUCAGUGCAGUGUAAUAAAGUGUAGUUAUGACCAGGACUGUUAUAGUUAGGGCACGAGGACGUCGGCAACUGACAGAAAUUGACGGCUUGCAGUGUGAAAUGGCGUCGCCCUGAGAUGUUCAGGGCCGUAGAAAGAACCUGAAUAAUGGUUGUUCUUGUUGUUCUGGUUUAAACGUCGUUAUAUAACGUUUGAAGCACUGGUCUUUCCUGUGGCCAUACAAAGACGUCAGGCAUAAGGCACUAAUGCCCGUCCGUAGCUGAUGUGACAAGGAGAAUUCGGUUUGUGUAUGAUGAGGAUGUUGCAUGGGAGAUUGUUAACAUAAUCUGGCGUUAAUUCUUCCCAGAGAGUUAUAUUGGAUAAUAAUCCUAAACUCAAUUUCGCCAAUAUGGAAUUGCCAUGCAUGCACCAUCAUGAAAUGAAACAUUACAGUGUUUUCAGGAUACGUAACAUCAAUAAAUUUCCAAGACAUUUCAUUGCUGAUACAGUGCUCUGUCUGCUACAUAUUCUAGGACGUGUCCUCAGGAUGAAAUCAUGUAUUGUCUCAUAGGCAGAUCCAGACGGGGAUUGCAGGGGUGCGUAGACCCCCUCCCCCCUUUUGUCCUGAAAGUGUAUUAAAUGACCAUUGAAACUCAGGUUGAAAUGAAGUGUGCAACCCCCCCCUUUUUUUCUCAAUAGUGUACACCCCC
This is a messenger RNA of Haliotis rubra (blacklip abalone), 2604 nucleotides long. Its product is annotated as sulfotransferase 1A2-like. Bases 193 to 1137 code for a protein of 314 amino acids. The transcript is spliced from 6 exons. Gene Ontology annotation, biological process: sulfation. The record is from RefSeq and is a predicted model, not a curated record. Gene Ontology annotation, cellular component: cytoplasm. Gene Ontology annotation, molecular function: sulfotransferase activity. NCBI's taxonomy places the organism in Eukaryota, Metazoa, Mollusca, Gastropoda, Lepetellida, Haliotidae.